Molecule: messenger RNA, 1099 nt
Organism: Durio zibethinus
Lineage: Eukaryota; Viridiplantae; Streptophyta; Magnoliopsida; Malvales; Malvaceae
Product: agamous-like MADS-box protein FUL-L
Biological process (GO): positive regulation of transcription by RNA polymerase II
Cellular component (GO): nucleus
Molecular function (GO): protein dimerization activity; RNA polymerase II transcription regulatory region sequence-specific DNA binding; DNA-binding transcription factor activity
Source: RefSeq, a predicted model, not a curated record
UUGUUUUUUCUAAUUUACUUUUUUUUUUUUUUUGAAGAGUGGGAAAAAUGGGGAGAGGUAGGGUUCAGCUAAGGCGGAUCGAGAACAAGAUUAGCAGACAAGUAACUUUUUCAAAGAGAAGAACUGGUUUGCUAAAGAAAGCUCAUGAGAUCUCAGUGUUAUGUGAUGCUGAUGUAGCUUUGAUUGUUUUCUCUAACAAAGGGAAGCUAUUUGAGUACUCAAGUGAUUCCAGCAUGGAGAGGAUCAUAGAACGAUACGAACAACAUUCAUAUGCAGAGAGACAGCUUGUCCCAACUGAUUCUGAAUCACAGGCAAACUGGUCUUUGGAAUGUCCCAAACUCUGGUCAACUAUUGAAGCUUUACAAAGGAACUUGAGGAACUUCAUGGGAGAAGAGCUUGAUCCCUUGAGUCUGAGGGACCUGCAACUUUUGGAACAACAAAUUGAUAAUUCUCUUAGACGCAUACGAACUAGAAAGAAUAAACUCAUGCUUGAAUCCAUUUCAGAGCUGCAGAAGAAAGAAAAGACACUGCAAGACCAGAACAAAAUGCUAGCAGAAAAGCUCAAAGUCAGUGAGAAGAUGCAGACUGAGCAUGAGCAACGUGAGCUGCAAAACCUUGCCCAAAAUUCAUCAUCAUUCAUGCAACCACCACCAUCACCACCAGCAACAAUACUGUUUCCUUCUUUGACUAUAGGAGGGAAUUACCAGGCCAAAGAACGUACCAACAAGGAGGUUGAGGCUCAAUCCCGGCCUAGUACCAAUACUGUGAUACCACCCUGGAUGCUACACCAUGUAAACAGAUAGAAAGCUGAAACUAACACGAGCUGUUCACAUCGAACAUUUCAAACUAUGUUAUAUAUAGUGCCAAUGACUGGCAUACCAUCGCAAAAAAUUCCUAUGUUGUUUAUUUGAAAACUCAAAAACUGUUUUGAGACUGCAGCAUCCUGUUGCAGUAGAAAUAUUAAAGAGGCAAAGAACAUUGCUUGACAAACCGAUGUGCUAUUGCAUGAACGAAGGAUGGAAUGCCUUCUUAGUUCUUUCCUAUCUUGUAGGGCCAACCAUUGGCCAAACAACCAUCAGGGGACACGAAACUGGCGUCU